This is a messenger RNA of Zingiber officinale, 1615 nucleotides long. Its product is annotated as CDP-diacylglycerol--glycerol-3-phosphate 3-phosphatidyltransferase 2-like. Bases 362 to 1432 code for a protein of 356 amino acids. Gene Ontology annotation, biological process: glycerophospholipid biosynthetic process. Gene Ontology annotation, molecular function: CDP-diacylglycerol-glycerol-3-phosphate 3-phosphatidyltransferase activity. The record is from RefSeq and is a predicted model, not a curated record. The transcript has 8 exons. NCBI's taxonomy places the organism in Eukaryota, Viridiplantae, Streptophyta, Magnoliopsida, Zingiberales, Zingiberaceae. Gene Ontology annotation, cellular component: membrane; chloroplast envelope.
AUCGAGUAAACCAGUAGAACCCAGUUUCCCGUCUUCAUCACCGUCGUCCUGCCUGCUCAAAGAAAGGAACUUGUGGAGAAAGUAGAAACGGCGUCCUUGAAAAUCGAUCGAGGUCAUAUGGUGAAUGAAGACGGAGAGAAAGGUUUUCGAGAAAACCUUGGAAGAGUAGACGCGUUCACCAUAUGAAGCGGGUAGCGUUCUUGCGACGGCGACCACUGACCGACGAAGAGAAACUGCAAUCCCUAAUCGGCCAGUCUCCGUUAGCUUUUAGCCCAUAAAUCCAUCGCCCGAUCUGAUCGAUUUCGUCGUCGCUCUCGUUCCCAAUCGCUUGUUCCUGCGUCCUUCGAUCUUCCCCACUUCCAUGCCCCCGCCCUUCCCUUCCUCUGCCCUUCUCAAGGCCGCCGUCUCCUUUCCCCAUCGCCACUACCACCAACACCCUCCAUCUUCCCUUCUCCAUGGACGGAAGCACCAGCCGCAGCACAAAUUGUCUCCGGCGCACACUCGCUUUGGUGGUGACACUGGGAGCGUCGCCUUAAAUCUGCCCGUCGCCCAAAGGCGUCACUUUGUUGCCCUAACGAGUGGGUCGGCUUUCCGUGACUCGGCGCGAAGCAUCGUGGUUGGAUCGUGGUGGAUGAGGCCCGAAUCUGAGCGGCCGACUAUAGGCCGAAGCUCCCUGGGAACCAGGAACUUGGCGGCAGCUGGGUCGGAUCGUGCAGGCGGCAGCGGCGAUAAAGACAGACUGCAGAUCUUGGGUUCCCCGGACCAUGGAGUGUUGGAUAGCAAUGGAAACCAGCCUGUAUGGGAGAAGAAAGAGAAAAGGGAUUCCGGUCCUCCUACAUCUUUGCUCACGCUACCAACGCUUCUGACCCUUGGGCGAGUAGCCGCUGUUCCCCUUAUCGUGUGCACUUAUUACAUGAAUGGCUGGUGGGCAACAACUGCUACGACAAGCAUUUUUGUUGCUGCAGCAUUUACAGACUGGCUUGAUGGUUACAUAGCUCGGAAGAAGCAUCUAGGAACUGCUUUUGGGGCGUUUUUGGAUCCAGUAGCUGACAAGCUUAUGGUAGCUGCCACAUUGGUACUGUUAUGUACUAGUCCAUUGGAAUCUUCUACAUUUGGAGAAGCACCAUGGCUUCUAACAAUACCUUCAAUUGCAAUUAUUGGUCGAGAGAUCACAAUGUCAGCAGUUAGAGAAUGGGCUGCAUCUCAAGAUAGCAAAAUUCUUCAGGCUGUGGCAGUAAACAAGUUAGGGAAGUGGAAAACAGCAACACAGAUGGCUGCAUUAACCAUACUCCUAGCAACUAGAGAUUCCAACCUUGCCGGGAUUAGUUCGCUGUUCACUUCUGGUGUAAUUUUACUAUACACUUCGGCCGGCCUUGCUGUGUGGUCUUUAGUAGCUUACGUGAAAAAUAUAUGGAGAUUCAUGCUCUUGUAGCUUCAAUCAGUGCCUAAAAGCAAGCAGGUUAUGUCUAUUUCCAUCCUUGAUGAUCAUAAUACCAGAGUAACGUUCAAAAAUCCUUUCAGUAGAUGAAUUGUUACAUUCUGUUACGCAUAUAGAGCCGGUGGAGCAAUGCCUGUAAUAUAUUUCUUUGGGUGUGCGAAGUUGAGCAAUUUGACU